Trichoderma gamsii is the source of this 1443-nucleotide messenger RNA. RefSeq lists its product as hypothetical. Gene Ontology annotation, biological process: guanosine tetraphosphate metabolic process. The record is from RefSeq and is a predicted model, not a curated record. Lineage: Eukaryota; Fungi; Ascomycota; Sordariomycetes; Hypocreales; Hypocreaceae. The transcript is spliced from 2 exons. The coding region runs from base 1 to 1443 and encodes 480 amino acids.
AUGAAUCGCAAAUCAUCCUGCUCAAGCAAUCAAGACAGGUCUAGGGACCUAUUUCUUACCUUAGCAGUACCGGACGGUCUAGGAGGUAAAUUUUUCAUAACACGAGAACUUGAAGAGGGGGAACGCGUCAUCGAAAGUUUCAUAAAGGAAUUCAGCCAACAUCAGGAAGAAUGGGAUGCACUGAGGACUACUGCAUUAAAAACCAUCAAGAAUGGCCUGAGUAAUCUCGGCAUACGGGCGCGAGUAACCAGUCGAAUCAAGUCUGUUCCGUCGUUGCGGAAGAAGCUGCGCGAAAGAAACAAACGAAAGGGGUACGUCGACAUGGACAGCAUUCUAGGUGAUCAGGUCGACCUCGUUGGUAUUCGGAUCUCCCUAUUCUUCCCCAACCAACAGCCUGAGGUGGUUCAAAUGCUCAAGGAAGUCUUCAACUAUGAUUCUACUCGCUGCUUCCACCGAGACUGGAAGCCCAGAAAGUUGCAGAUCUACGAUAAGAUGAAUGGAGAAUAUGGAGCAGAUCAUCUUUGGUUACGCCUAAACCAAGAUGCCCAAACUCCUACGGAGUUAUCGAAAUCUGGGAAACACCUUGAUCAAAGAUUUGAGGUUCAGCUCCGAUCAUUGUUAAUGGAUGUUUGGUCCAGUAUGAGUCAUGAUCUAGAAUAUAAGUCGCUCACAGGAACUCCUUCUGUCGCCGAGUACCGACUUCUCGACCUACUUAAAGGAUCUGUUGAAAACGUCGAUAUUGAAAUUCGCCAAGCCCAUGAGACACAGCGUCGUGAAACUGAGGACAAACAAUUGGCAUCUUCCGCAGAGUUGGGGGAAAUUCUCUCAGAGUAUUUCCGGCAAGACGGGUCUCAGGAACCUCCCCAAGAUGACAUUGACCUAUUCAUCACAUUGCUGAAGGGAGUGGCUCCAACCGCACCUCCCCAAGUUGGGCAAGGUUUUGUCAAAUGCGCAGGGCAACUUACAGCACUUCGUGAUCUGCAUCUAAAACGUCUCGAAACUGACAGAAAGCCCUUGUGUCUCGAUGGCGUGAACAAACUCCUCGCAGACCACACGCCACAGGACUUGCUUAUGGAAGUACCUAUGGGGAACACUGAGCUCUUGUUCUCGAUGCUAAAACGCAUGGAUGCCAAUACACCUCGUGAAUUAAGGAGGUUUAUGUUGAACCGAGAUAUCAGAGGGCGCAUGCACAAGGAUAUCAAAUCUUGGAGCUGUGGUGUUAAUAUACUACCGCCGACAAUAUCUCUUUAUGUGAUGAAGAGGAUUCUGGACGGAAUGGGGCGUGAAGACCUUACGCCGGAAGCCCAGCGACCCUUGUGGUACUAUUCAAAUAACUUGAUUUCGACGGCUCAAAAGGACUGGGUUGACUCCACUUUCUUUGAUCCCGCGUGCGACUCCAUUACCAUUGUGUUCACCUGUGUAUUCUUUAUUCCCGAAAUGUGA